UUGAAAACAGCAAUCAUGAGUGUCGUGGUUCAGGUGAGAUUCAGAGCAAAUAUCAGCAGUAACAGUGUGAAGAUCAGUCAGAAUAUGAUGCUGAUUCAACACUCGUCCAUCAUGCAGUGAUAUAGUGUCAGUCAAAUAAACACUCAGCCAAUCAGAUCAGAGGAAGUGAACAAACACAGGAAGAGCUGAUAGUAUUUAAAGAAAGAGUUGUGAGCAUAUAAUGAAGAGGAAGACUGACAGAAAGAGAAAAUGGCUGAUAAGUGUCAUUUGUGUCUGCUGGGACUGAUCAUUCUCUCUUCACUUCUCACAGGUACCAGUGGAGUGAAUGAUGAUCAUGUGUUCAUCAGUUCUGGUGAAAAUGUCCGUCUGCCCUGUAAUAAUCAUCUUCAUGACUGUAAAUCAACUACAUGGAACUAUGACAACAGACAUUCAGCAACAGUUGAACUGAUUCGUUUAGGGAUAAAGAGGAAAGACAUCGAGAGACAUGAGAGACUGAGUCUGGGGUCUGACUGCUCUCUGAACAUCAACAACAUCAUAAAAGAAGAUUAUGGACUUUACAGCUGCCGACAAUAUGUGAAUGGACAACAACAAGGAGCUGAUGCACGUGUUUAUCUGCAUGUUCUUCAUGUCUCUUCAUCAUCCUCACAGACUGAGAUCAGUGCAGGCAGCUCUGUGACUCUCUACUGUCAGUUGUAUUCAUAUUCAUAUUCAUAUACAUAUCCAUAUACUGGAGUCUCUUGUGAUGAUUGGAUCCGUUCUGAGGGAAUUCAGCUGUUCUGGGUGAAUCAGGCUGGUGUUAAACUGACAAUAUCAGACUCCAGAUAUCAGAUAUCAGCUCCAGGACACUGUAUCAUCACUCUGACUACAACACUCCUGAAUGAAGAUGACAACAGAGAGUGGAGAUGUGAAGUUACUCACAGAAAUCAAGUCAAGACCUCAGUCACAUAUACUGUCAAGAGUUCAGCUCCAGUCACUUCAACACUGAUUCCAGUCAGCAGAUCAAACUCUGAGACGACUGGAUUAAUAUUCAGAGUGAUUGUGAUUAUUGUUGAGUUUGCAGUGUUUGCUGCUCCUACUGUGAUUCUUCUUCAGAUCAUCUGUGCAAGAAGAGCUGGGAGGAAGAACUUACAGCACUGAGAGGAAAUAGUGAAUAAAAUACUCUCUACUAAUAAAACACCA
Molecule: messenger RNA, 1179 nt
Organism: Labeo rohita (rohu)
Lineage: Eukaryota; Metazoa; Chordata; Actinopteri; Cypriniformes; Cyprinidae
Exons: 6
Coding region: 250-1137 (295 amino acids)
Biological process (GO): positive regulation of ERK1 and ERK2 cascade; T cell activation; interleukin-15-mediated signaling pathway
Cellular component (GO): membrane raft; external side of plasma membrane
Molecular function (GO): protein tyrosine kinase binding; MHC class II protein binding
Source: RefSeq, a predicted model, not a curated record